Ophidiomyces ophidiicola is the source of this 2463-nucleotide messenger RNA. RefSeq lists its product as uncharacterized. Gene Ontology annotation, molecular function: protein binding. The record is from RefSeq and is a predicted model, not a curated record. The coding region runs from base 1 to 2463 and encodes 820 amino acids. Lineage: Eukaryota; Fungi; Ascomycota; Eurotiomycetes; Onygenales; Onygenaceae. Gene Ontology annotation, cellular component: NuA4 histone acetyltransferase complex. The transcript has a single exon.
AUGCCUUCAUUGUCAUUGUACACCCCAUUCGAAUCCCUCUUAUUCUUACAGUCUCUUGCGGGCCUUGAAAAACGUCCGGAGAGCUUCCUGUCUAUUUCGGAUGCUCUGAAAAACCACCCAUACAUCCGGCAGGAUCCAAAUUUUGACCUUAGCCGGUUGACUCCACAGGCACUGGAGGAGCUAUAUGCUAGUUUAAUAAAAGGGAAAGAAGGAGAUUUACUGGGUAUAAAGAGCUUAGAAUACCAGCAAGUUCCUAGCGCACAGCAAGAUGGACCGGGCACAUCCCCAAACAAGAAACGAAAGGUCACGCCGUCGGGAGAUGGAGCUCCAAAUCCGACUGUGAUAUCGGGCCUUGUUUCGCGACUAUAUGCGCGUUUCAAGGAAUUGGUUACAAAAGAAAUCCAAGAUGAAGAGCAAAGAUACAAAGAUAUUACGAAUGAAAUCAGAAGAAUACAUCAGGAACAAACAGCGCCCGUACCGAUCCCUACUGCAACGGGUGUGCCACUCGCACCGCGACCGACAUCUGCGCAUACAUCAGCCGAAACGCAACGUAAUACUCCGCUUUCACAGGGAUCUAGCAACGAGCCAAGAAUUGCCCAAGAUGCGAAUCGACCACAACAGCCAAAUGCAGAAAAAUAUGUGCCAGUUCCUAUUGCCGCGGUUGACCCUGCCCGUCAACAUAUUGCUGCUACGCCCGCUGCUACUCAAUACCGAUUCGAAAAUAAGACCCCGCAAUCCAUGCAGCCCUAUCGAAUUACUCAGCCAAUGAGCCAGUCAACUCCUGUCGCCCCUGUUAAUAUCCAGCCAGCGCCAAAUAUAGCCGCACACAAUCUUCAGGCGCCUUCUUUCCCCACUAGUUCAUCAGGAAGCCACAUUGCUCCCGCAUUUCAGAAUAUUCCCAAAGCGCCAACCCAGCCGGUGGCACCUCAAGGUGUUUCUGCCGGAGGUGUACGGACGUCCCCUCCGAAACCUGCUAUGCAAGGGAGAAUGAUUCAGCCAUGGUCAAUUCACUCUCUUCCACAACAGCCACAGGCCCCAAAAUUACCGUCUUACCUUAACACAGUGCAGCAAACAUCAUCAACUCCAGGAAGAUCACAUCAGGUCUUGCAACAACCAUCUAAUGGCGACAAGAUUCCAAGCCCAUUACUUCAAACUCCCCAGACUGCCACACUUCUGAAAGGCCAGACUAGGGGUAGUGUUCGUAAUACACCAAAACUAGCAGUCGAAAUCAGAAACCCAUUGAAUAUAACCCCCGGCCCAUUGAGGUCAGAUGCCGGAAAGCCCACUCUGGAACGUCGGUCGACGAUGCCACCACUGUACACCGCACGAUCCCGCACGCCAUGGAAAAAGUUAGGUAUGCUAGAAAUUCCGAAACAUCCUGGGUCUCCUGUUCGCCCACGGCCGGAGGAUAUAAGCCCUAUCAGCGAUACAGAACUAUCGCCGAUGGAAGGAACAAUGAGCUCGUCCGGUACAGCUCAAGGCACAGGAAUGCUCAAGCCAGAUAUGGACUUUCUGGCCACUAGCACUCGAAGUCGGAAGCUUACUCCUGCUUUGCGAAAAGGCCGGAGCCACAGUCCCCUUUCACCCACUGCUAUCCAAUCUAGGCGACGUGGAAGGUCGAAUGCCUCGCUCGUCGAUGAGAUGGAGGGUGGCACUGUCAAGAAGGAAUUGCCCACAACACCUAUAGGCACAGAAGACGUGGAUACGGAUAGGCGAAGUGCUAGCAGACUAACGCGUUCCACCAUCAAUUUACCUGAUGAGAAGACUAGGAAGCGAAAACGGACGCCUGCUGGAGCAGAAGCCACAGCGACAGAAGAACCCCAAGUCUCUGCACAGCAUGUCAUCUACACACGAAAUUUCCCACGAACCUCCGCGCCUAUUAUGCAUGAUAUAGCUGCUCAUAAACAUGCAUCUAUUUUUGCUAAACCCCUGACAGAGCGGGAUGCGCCGGGGUAUAAAGACCUGAUUUAUCGACCACAGGACAUCAAGUCAAUCAAAUCUUCAAUCCAUCAGGGAAGUAGAGCUGUGGCAGCCGUACUAGAGGCACUGAAUGCCUCGGAAGGCGACGUACCUGGAACGCCGAAAAGUAACGGAUUAAUAUUGAAAAGAACAGCGGAGUUGAUACCACCCAAAGCGAUAGUCAAUUCAUCCCAGCUAGAAAAAGAGCUAAUCCGCAUGUUCGCGAAUGCCGUCAUGUUCAAUCCAACGCCAGAGGAUACAAUUGGACGUAGGUUUCCAAUGCGCAGCGAUUUUGCUUCUCGAGACGAAAGUGAAGCGUCUGAGCCAGAGGAAGGGGGCAUUCUAAACGACACCAUGGAAAUAUAUGAAGAUGUUGAAAGGGCUAUCUCGACGUGGCGCGCGGCAGAGAGAGCUGUUGAUGAUAUUGGAAGCAAGACUGCUACAUCCACUCUGAGGGCAACGACUGUUGAGGGUGGCGUCGAGGGUGUGGAUGAUGUCAAGUAA